This is a messenger RNA of Lodderomyces elongisporus, 969 nucleotides long. It is a transcript of the gene MCT1, whose product is annotated as [acyl-carrier-protein] S-malonyltransferase. Gene Ontology annotation, biological process: fatty acid biosynthetic process. NCBI's taxonomy places the organism in Eukaryota, Fungi, Ascomycota, Pichiomycetes, Serinales, Debaryomycetaceae. Gene Ontology annotation, cellular component: mitochondrion. The coding region runs from base 1 to 969 and encodes 322 amino acids. The transcript has a single exon. Gene Ontology annotation, molecular function: [acyl-carrier-protein] S-malonyltransferase activity. The record is from RefSeq and is a predicted model, not a curated record.
AUGAUCAAACGGAUACUCCAGAAUCACAAAUACGUCAUAACAUGUCCUGGACAAGGGAUUGUACGACUAGGUCUUCUUGAACCUAACAAGAAGUAUUUGCCAUUGAUGAAAGACUACCUAGAUGAAGUUGACGAAGCAUUGGGCCAAAACUUUUCCCAACACUUAUUUAUCAACAAUGCGAGUAAUAAAGUUGUUGCUGAUUUUACGAUGCAAACAACACUGGAUGCUCAACCAGCUAUUCUUGCUUCGACAUACAUUAUUCUGAAGUUAUUUGAACAUGUUCAUGCAAUUGGUUUGGCCGAAAAUGCAAAGUAUAUUUUGGGACAUUCGUUGGGUGAGUAUACUGCAUUGACAUUAGCCGGAGUAUUAGACUUGACCACUGCUGUACAAUUGGUACGACUACGAGGGCAAUUAAUGGAAACAUUGGUUCAAAAUCAGAACGAUAAGGCAGAGUAUGGUAUGAUAGCCCUCUUGGUUCGUCCCAACUUUGUUAAUGAUGUGAUAGAUUUGGCCAAGGAGCAAGGAAUCUUGGGCAAUAUAAAUUCACAGUCGCAAAUUGUGCUUUCAGGACAAAUGUGUAGAAUUGAAGAGUUUACUAAGCUCGAAAGUUUACAAAGGAAGAGAGCAAUUUUAAAAGCUAUAAAACUACCAGUCUCCAUACCAUUUCACAAUAGCAUUUUGGAAGCAAUCGUGCCUGAGUUGGAGUCAUUUGUAGAAGGCAAAGUGCAGGAGCAGAAAGUACCCAUUGUACUGAACUUGGAUGGAGAUGUAACUACAGUGGCUUCAGAUACAUUAAAGAGAACUUUGAAGGCAAAUUACAACCCAGUCCAAUGGUGGAAAUCAAUGGCUCGUAUAUGUGAUGCCGGAUUAGAAGGAGUUGUCAAUUUAGGACCUGGUGAUGUUGUUCAUAACAUCAAUUCCAAAUUCAAGAUCAAUAACGUAUUGAUAGACGAAGUUGCAAAAAUGUAA